Molecule: messenger RNA, 2444 nt
Organism: Sarcophilus harrisii (Tasmanian devil)
Lineage: Eukaryota; Metazoa; Chordata; Mammalia; Dasyuromorphia; Dasyuridae
Product: sorbin and SH3 domain-containing protein 1-like
Exons: 1
Coding region: 233-1762 (509 amino acids)
Source: RefSeq, a predicted model, not a curated record
UGGGAGUGGGGUAGGGGUAGGGGAUUAUUUUUUUUUUAGUUAUCCCAUUUGCACCUGCUUUGCAGCUCAGUUAUUUUUAUGUUGCUUUCUGACACCGAGUGAAAGAGAUGCAUUGAUAAAAAAUGAGCAUGUGACCUCUCCUUUCUUCCCUGCUUCCAGCUUUUAACCUAACGGGUUGUGUUUAUUUUAUUCUGCAUGCUUACCAGUGGAUCGUAAAGGUGGGAAUGCUCAUAUGAUUUCCUCUUCUUCAGUUAGUAGCCGAACCUUUCAUGCUAGUGACAUGUUAGGGCCUAUGUGUAAACAUAAGAAGCCCCUGUCAGCAGCGAAAGCCUGCAUUUCCGAGAUCCUCCCUUCCAAAUUCAAACCCAGACUGUCAGCUCCAAGUGCUCUCUUGCAGGAAAAGAAGAGUAUCCUGUUGCCCCCAGAGAAGGCUCAAAGCUACGAAAACCUCUGUAGCUCUCCCACUUUAGAUGAUCCCAAAAGAACGCUCCCCUUGCAAGGAGGAGGCAGCAUUGAAAACCUUCUCAUGCGGGUGAAGCGGGAGUACGGCACCAAGUCCGGCAGCACCCAGAGCCUGCAGGACUACGGGGCCACUUCCAGGAAGUAUUGCCCCCUCUCCAGGAAGGGGGGCAGCGAAUUCACAAUGCUUUACAAAAACAUGCACCACAUCAACCGAACCGGGCUCCACCUGGGCUCCAUCUCCUCCUCCAGUGUCCGGGACCUGGCUUCCCACUUUGAAUCCAGCAACUUGGUGGAGGCCCGGGGAGAGCUGAACCUCAGCCAGGAGAGUUCGGAGCACAUCCCGAAACACACGGUCUCCUCGCGGGUCACGGCCUUUGAGCAGCUGAUCCAGCGGUCCCGUUCCAUGCCAUCCCUGGACUUGUCGGGCCGCCUGAGCAAGUCUCCUGUGCCGUUACUGCCCCACGGCGGUCUGAGCGCGGCACGCUCCGCCGAAUCCCUCCUGGAGUCUCCCAAGCUCCACCACCGGGGGAAGGAGGUCCCAGAUCGCCCCCCGGUAGCCUUUGGCUCAUCCUCCUGUGGCCACGUGGCAGAGCCGGCUUUCAGUCUGAGAGCCCUUCUCCCCGCCGACCCCCCCUCAGCCUGCCUGGAUGAGCUGGACCGGCUUUCCACCGUGUCCAGCGACAGUCGGGAGGGGAGCGCCAGCAGCGUCCACAGCGACUCCCAGAAGCAUCGACACAACAAGUGCAAGGGCAGCUGCCCAGCCUCCUACACCCGCUUCACCACCAUCCGGAAGCACGAGCAGCAGCAGGCUUCCAGGAGCCCUGGCUGGAGAGUGGACGUGGGAGCCGAUAAGAACGCUGUCCUUAGGAACAUCUACCUCAUGGGCCCCCUGCCUUUCAGGUUGAAAAAGCCCCUCCAGUACCAUUCCCGAAAGCCUCCACCCAGGGACACUUCAAGCCCAGUAAUGGGACAGAGAGCAGCAUCCCAAACUCAGCCCCCUGGGAACGAACUCAGUCCCGAGGGGGAAGGGAAGCCCUUCGUCCCCAAGCGCCAGUCGUCGCUCCGGGUCCUGGAGAGACUGGGCCAGGUCUCAGAACCCUCUCCAAAAAAAGACUAUCUGGGCACACUUAAAGCCAGCAGCUUGGGCCCGUGUUUAGGUCCCGGCCUGGAUAGAAACAACAACCCGCAAAAUGACCUUGGAACACCCCCCCGAGGUGGCUUUUCUGUGUCCUUUGCCGGUGUGACCUCAUCCGUCUUUCCCACCUUGCUUGCCAUGUCCCCCUCCUUCCUUGUUCCUUGAUGCUUGUCUCCUAGUUUGUCAGUACCUCUGUGUGUUGCUUGGCAUUUAAUCAUGGCUAAUAGCGGCUGCCCCUUCUGAACCAAAAAUUAGAUAAGAAGAAGAAAAUGCAUCUAUUGUCCAUAGAAUGAUCACCAAACCUUCCAUUGAAAGAAAAAUUGGCCACUUAGAUUAUACAAACACCAUUAACAGGGGAAUUCUGGAGAUUCCUGUUAUUUGCUUCUGUCUAAAACCACUUGAAUGAGGAGCAGCCUCUCAUGUUGGCCCAUGUGUGUGAAUGUAUACUUUGUCCCAGUAAGACCAUAAUGGUCUUAGUGGGGAUGCUCGUGAAAGGAGAUGCUCUGUUUUUAAUCUCCUUUCUUAAUUCACUGGUUUCCUCUAUUAUCAAAUAACUCCACAAGUGGAUCCCAAAAGGGGUGGGAGGGAGAAACGGAGGGAAGGAGGGAAGAACUAAUAUUCAAUCAAUUUAAUAUUUGAUCUUUUCCAUAUUUUGAUAUUCAAUCAGUUGGCUAUUCAUGAAAAUGUCUUAAAAUUUCUAUAGUGGGAGAGUGUGUGGAUUGCCAGAAAUGUUUGUCCCUGCUUGGGUUUCUGGGAAAUAGUCCAUGUGGAUUGCCGGAAAUGUUUGCCCCUGCCUGUGUUUUGGAAAACAGUCUCUAUGUGUUUUAACUCUGUCCGCUAUGUUGUU